Messenger RNA from Thamnophis elegans (Western terrestrial garter snake), 2766 nucleotides. RefSeq names its product lin-52 DREAM MuvB core complex component (gene LIN52). Gene Ontology annotation, cellular component: DRM complex. Lineage: Eukaryota; Metazoa; Chordata; Lepidosauria; Squamata; Natricidae. Gene Ontology annotation, biological process: regulation of DNA-templated transcription. The record is from RefSeq and is a predicted model, not a curated record.
CGUUCGAACAAGAGCUGUCAACAGUACAGACUCCCGCGUGAAAAGGGGGGGGGGGUGGAGAUUGCGCUGUCAUGUGAUGAGCUAAGAUGGCGGUCUCUACGGAAGGUUCAGACUUGGAAGCCUCAUUGCUCAGUUUUGAAAAGUUGGACAGGGCAUCUCCAGACUUGUGGCCAGAGCAAUUACCAGGUGUUGCUGAAUUUGCAGCUUCUUUUAAAAGUCCCAUCACCAGUUCUCCACCUAAAUGGAUGGCUGAAUUAGAUGAUGAUAUCGACAUGUUGAGAGAGCUGGGAAGUCUCACUACAGCUAAUCUGAUGGAGAAGGUUAGAGGUUUACAGAAUUUGGCAUAUCAGUUGGGACUGGAUGAAUCCAGAGAAAUGACUAGAGGAAAAUUCCUGAACAUUCUGGAGAAACCCAAGAAGUAACGGAAUAUGUACACUUAAAAAAAAGCAGCCGCACCUUGUUAUUUUGGAACUUCUAGAAUUGUCCACAUAAGCUGAAAUGAAAGGACCAAACUCAUUGUUUCACCUUUCUUUGAGGAUAACUGUUCUGGAUUUCUUCAGCAUUGACCACCAUCAGUUCUCUUAACCUCCUGGCUGCAGUUGAUCUUGCCCUGUUUACCUUAAUGAAAAGAAAAGGACUCAUUUACUCAUGGUUGCUGCACACAACUAUAAUAAUAUGCAUCUUGUGAUAAUAGCCUUGUCCCAGAGCAGUACACAGCAUAGCACUUCUCUAUGUACGUCCAUCCCACAUCAUUACAAGACAAGCACUUUAUAAUAUUUGCUACUGGACAAAUGCAUAAUUUGAGAUGAAAACUGACUAGUAUUCUUUAAUACAGAUAAUCCUAAUUUUAUAAUUGUACAAGUUAGCAAUUUAUAUUGAUUUUAUUAGGUACAAAGGCUGCAGAAAAAAAUAAGGAUUGUAUCAUUCUUGCAUGUUUCUGUAAUUUUAGAUAUAGGAUGGGAUGGGAGGUAACAUUCCAUCAAAUUUAUGUUUGGUUGAUUUUAAGCUACCUAAAUAUGACUGCAGUGGAAGUGUGAAGAAAAAAACUAAAGAGAAUAAGAAAAAAACACUCAUAUGAAGAAAACAUAUGUCCUGUGCUCAGCUUAAUCAUAUACGCUUUCAUUCAGCUUCAGAUAUCUUAUCUCUUAAAAAGUGUCUAAAGGCAAAAUAAAUUCUCUGUCAUAUCAGAAUUUUCCCAAAAGCAAAUAAUAUCUUUUUAGGCUACCCAUUUUGUAUUGUAUCCAUAGCUCUAGAAAAGAUAACUCCAAAUUAGAUUUCUCUUUCGGGUAUACAUAGAAGAUGCUUUGUACAGUAUAUAGAAGUAACAAUUAUAUAUUGAAAAGCCAUGAUUUCUCUUUAAUUGUCCUUCUUUUCCAGAAAUACUUUUAAACUAGCUGGCUGGCAACACACCAGGUCAAGGUCUUUGUAUUGAUUUCUCUACAAUAAAGCACUGAAUAGGGUUUCCAUGAACCUGGUACUUAGAUUUUAUGAGAUAUGGUGACUUGAAAAUAUUGGAGUUUAAAAUGUCAAAUUAGAAAAAGUUGUGCUAGUUACAUUUGGGGAAUUACCAAGCUAAAGUUAAGCACUUUUACAUCCCAUUAAGUGAUAUUAGAGUAUCUUCCCCCAUUGUGGAAUAAGCUGAAUUAAGAAAGGCCUAAUUUUGGAUUCUGGCCUGCAAAUGUUUUAAUAAAAAACAUUUUUCUCUGAUGAAAAAAAAUAUUAAUAUUGGAUGCAUAUCAAAACUUUGAUUUUUUAAAAAAGUUUUGACAUUCUAACAAAUCUUUGAAGUUUUCAACAUGCAACUGUAUACUGUUCAAUUUAUUGUAGCAGUAAUGCAAUUUUGGAAAUGUAAGAAUGCAAUAUAAGCAAGAAAACAGUAUGCAAUUAUACUGUAACUGAUGACCAUUUUCUGUAUUCUGGUAGUUUGUAAAUUACAUGAGAGAGAUAUUUCUUGUGUACGGUAAAUCAGCCAUAUUUCCAUUUUAAAUUAUUAUAUAUACUGCAUUUUUUCUAGAACAGAGGUUCUAGAUUAUAAUAUUCUACUCAUAUGCCAUACAUCAAAUGGCAAUUCACAAAGUUUGCCCUGUCAUGACAUAUUUGCAGACCUAGGAUUCACAUGCUAAAAUAUUGCAUCCAUGCCAAUGAUGGCAAAACUAUAAAUGAUGAUGAACAGCUAGCAAAAAAAUACUAGGAGCAGAAAAAAUGUGCUGACUCCUCAAAGAAAAAGUUUGUUUUUCAAUGAUAACCUAAUAUUUAUAUUUUUGUUUAGGAAUACUGAAAUUGUUACCUUUUUGUUGUGGGUUUUAAUAUAUAAUAACACAGAGUUGAGCAUUUUGAAUAUCCUAAUGAUUGAAGGAUGAGAAGAGGUAGAUUUUAAAUCUCACAUUCAAACAAAGUGUUGACUUUUGAUGUAUUAUCUGUCCAAAAUGCAUUUGGAGCCUUGGUUAUGGGCAACUUAUAGAUAAGAUCCCCACUGCCAGAUCUGAUUGGUUAACCUCUUUGACAUUUGAAAAUAUUUCUUUUUAUUCUAAAAAUUUGUAAUUCUGAACAUAUACCAAAUUAUUGUAUAUGCUUUAAGUAGAGAUAUUUAUAUUUUAAUGGAUAGAUAUGUUAAAUAUUUAGUAAAAGUGCCCUACAUCAGAAAUUUGUAUGUUACAAUUUUGUGCUUUUGAUAGUAAAUAAAAAGUUACAUUUUUAAAACAUUCCUGUGAACUCUAGACUGUGAAUCAUACUUCUUAAAUAAAUCCCAGACUGACAUCAUGCAUA